AUGGACGAUAGGUUGAUCUGCUGCGCAAGCAAGCACUUGCAUGAAGCUUGCCAGUGGUGGAGGAAUCGAUUGAAACAUAGUCGGCCCUUCCACUCGGAUCCCUCACUCGAUGUGAAGGCCUGUCAUCGAUACAGCCAGGUCGUUCGACAAAGGACACCUAGUUGCUGCUUGUUGCUGUUGCCAGUGGCGGAUCCGGGGGGCGCGGGGGUGUGCUUGAGCACCUCCUUUGCUCCAGAGAUCAUCCGCGGCCAGGGGCAUGGCAGCGCAGUGGACUGGUGGACCUUCGGCAUCUUCCUGUAUGAGCUGCUGCAUGCGGCGAUGUCGUUCAAGAGGUCUGAUAACAGGGCCACUCUUCACAACGUGGUCGGACAACCGCUAAGUUUCCUGGAGACGCUACUGGUGAGCUUGGUUGCUCAGGAUUUGAUACAGGGACUGCUGGUGAAGGAUCCGAAGAGGAGGAUCACGUACCUCAAAGGGACGACAAAGAUCAAGCAACAUUCGUUUUCUGAGGGGAUCAAUUGGGCUUUGGUGCGGAGAAUUACGCCUCCACACGUUCCUGACUCGAUCAACUUUAGUCAGUUUUGGAGCAAAGAGAAGAAAAGCGCUAAGAGUGGACUUCCAGGUGGGAACACUAGGAACAAAGGCAAUCCCAACGACUUGGUGUAUCAUGAUUUUGAGUAUUUCUAG
This is a messenger RNA of Zingiber officinale, 687 nucleotides long. Its product is annotated as serine/threonine-protein kinase AGC1-7-like. Gene Ontology annotation, biological process: protein phosphorylation. Bases 1 to 687 code for a protein of 228 amino acids. NCBI's taxonomy places the organism in Eukaryota, Viridiplantae, Streptophyta, Magnoliopsida, Zingiberales, Zingiberaceae. The record is from RefSeq and is a predicted model, not a curated record. Gene Ontology annotation, molecular function: protein serine/threonine kinase activity; ATP binding. Gene Ontology annotation, cellular component: plasma membrane; cytoplasm; nucleus. The transcript has a single exon.